CUCUACAUCGCAUCUCUCUCUCUCUCUCUCUCUCUCUCUGUCUCUCCCUCUCCCUUGCUUGGUCUCGCAGUGAGCAUCAAGGUGGAAUAGCGAGACCACCGAUCACAGUAGUCCUUGACUCGAGUGGUGAUGGGGACGACGAACAUCGGGAUGUUUUCUUCUGGGCGCCAUCGUCUUCCGUCUUCCCCCCCGCCGCCACCGAAUCACCAUGCUGCGCUUAAAUGUGCUCAUCGGUGAGUGCCAUCACCUCCUUACUCACUGACCGGGCGAAGGGGCACAGCUGCAAACAAGCAGUGUCGCCGAGGGGGGCUCCAAUUCGGAAGGGUUCCCCCCAACAAUCAUACAUGUACGAUACGAUGCACAUUGCGUCGUUACAAAGCUACAGAUAUAGUCUGGUCUACUGAUUGGGUGGCCUUCCUGGGUCUUACGAUGUACAGAUUGCCUAGAUGAUGACGGUAUUGGGGGGGCUCGCGAGACUUUAGUACUUUUGACUUUCACUACCUGUACGAUGUACUUCUUCACUUCUUCACUUUUGAACUACCUUGCAAACAGACUUUUGGCAUAAGAGUGAAUUGUCCAAGAGUUUCCCAGCCCCAAAACCAUGGAUGGUAGCCUCUGUCUGUCCACGAUUUAUGGUCUUCUUCAUCCGAACUAGUUGAAGAGUCAAAAAGGGUUCAAAAGCCAAUACCUGUACAUACAGGUUACGCCAUCUUCACCCGCACGCACGCCCCAUCAAACCGGUGAAGCUAUUCUGGUCCUCAUCCCCAUCUCGCUCGUACCUGCGCCACGCCCGCCGCCGCCAGGUCUGCAAAGCCUGCAGCAACAGAGCUUGAACCAUCAUUACCCCCCUGUCAGUUCCCACCCCCACCGGACUGGCUAUCCAUACCUUGUCGUUGCCGUGGAACAUCGUAGUGAAGCCCUCUCUUCAACGGCGCGCGCUGAUGCUGAUCAUCCCGACCCCACGCAAGGACUCCCACGAGUCGUAUCCCGCAAAGCUCAUAGGAGCCAAGCAUCUGUUCUCCUUCUUUCCCCGGCCGUCCAGAACUUAACCUUUUUGUUCUCCUUUUGUGUGUCGUGUCUCUGCGGGAUCAUGAACCUUUCUUUGCUCAUGACGGACAGACCACGAAAGCGAGCGCACAAGACGAGAGAAGCCCGCGUCGCCUCCAUCUCUUUUUUCUCCUUCUCCUCCUCCUCCUCCGCCUCCAUCUCCCCCGCCCAACCAUGGCCCUAAUCCGGUCCCUCUUCCGCCAAGCGCACGCCGCUGCCGCCGCUGCCGGGCCCGCCGCCGGUCUCGUCCCAUGUCUCGCCGCGCUCGGACUGGUGCUUCUCCAAGCCGGCGCCGCCGUCAGCGUGUGGAACGCUCGGCAGCGAGGCCAGUUCGACUUCUCGCCGUCGUCGGGCCUGGCGCUGUCCGAGCUACUCCGGUUCGUAGUCGCGACGCUGCUGCUGAGGCGCGCCAUCCGCCGACGGGCCGCGAGCGCCGAGUAUGCGUCGCUGGACGAUCGAUCGGACGACCUGGAGCUGGAUCUUGGCGCCGAGGAUGACGGCCGGUCGUCGAGCGAGUUCACCGCCGUCGAGAAGUACAUUCGGGCCUCGACGGUGCAGGUCGGCAGCGUGAGGGCCUUCUGGCGGUAUGUCUGGGGAGACGUCGACGUCAGGUUCGGUCUAUUGAGGAUCGCUUUGCUGCAGAUGCUCAGCAAUAACUUGAUGUUCCUCAACUAUCUGGUAACCGACCCGGGCACCGUCCAUCUCACCAAGAGCGGAAUCGCCGUCGCCGCCGCCCUCGUCACCACGCCCGCCUUUGGUCUCAAGGGCCCCAAGACCCGCUGGAUGGCCUUUUUGAUACAGACUUCCGGCCUCGUCAUCUCCCAGUUCAUGCCGCAGCAUCGCACGCGGGCCUCGACCUACCGCCUGUCCCUCUACACGGGCCUCGUCGGCCAGGCGAGCUUCGGCGCCCUGUCCGACAUAUACAGCGAGAGGCUCCUGAAGGGCACCGACCUCGGCGUCAACGGCGUCAACGUGGUGUUGGGCGCGCUCGGCGCGGUGCUGAACCUCCUCGUGCACGCGCUUGUUCGAUACUAUAACAUAUACGAGCCCGCCUUCUUUGACGGGUACGGCGGCAAGGGAGUCCUGGUGGUGGUCAUGAUGGCCAUUACGGCUUUUGUGAGCACCGUCGCAUACAAGAAAGCCGAUACCUGGGUAAGAUGGUUCACGAACGAUGCCACGGGCAUGAUUCUUCUGCUCGUGUCAGCUCGAUGCUUCUCGGCGCAGUACAGCCACUUCCUCAUCCCCGGAUCGGCGCUCAUAUACAUCGCCUCCCUGGCGUACAUGAAGUACGCACCCAUCAAGGACCACGGCGCAUCCCCCACGGACUACAGGACACACGAAUUUCCUUCCCCGCCCGAGUCCAAGAAGAAGCUUAAGCUCAGUCUCCUCACCCUCGCCGGCUUCCUCGGCGCCGGCAUCGUCCCCUUCGCCACGCUCGCCGACCCCCCGCACACCCCCGAGUACCGGCUCGUCAUGCGCGACGAUACGGACGGCCACUGUCUCACGCCUCCGGCCAGCAUCGUCCCGCCCUUCACGGAGAAGCAGGAGCCCUACCAGAUCAGGACGGGGCCCGGCAACCUCACGGCGUCGCCCUUCAGCAACACGCUCGCCAUGAUCCGGUGGAACGCCAAGCGCAUGGAGCGCGUGCCGCUGCUGCAGAAGUACAAGCCCUUCUUCCACACCGUGCACAUCUCCAUGCCCGACAUGAUGGAGGACCAGCCGGAAGACUACCACAACCUCACGCACUCGCAGUACCCGCACCACGAGACGGUCUACAUGCAGGUGGCCCACACGAUGCGCCUCCUCCUCGACGAGCACCCGGACGUCGAGGGCCUGCUCUACUUCCACUUCGACUCGUGGAUCGACCCCUUGGCCUGGGUCGACGAGAACCGCCAGUCCAUCUGGUACCCGACCUCGCAGAACACCCGCCAGUUCGCCGGCGACGGCCCGCGCUACAUGUGCAUGACGGACACGCAGGCCUACCCGGACUGGUGGCGGUGGAGCCACAAGUGGAACGAGCGGGCCGUCACCGCCAACGGCGAGAUCCUCCGCAUGGGCCGCGGGUACACGGUCGACGAGGACGAGUUCUGCGUGGGCUGGUCCGACAUCUUCUACGUGCCGCGCCGCUUCUUCGCCGACUUCAUCUUCCUGUCGUACGUCUACGGCUGCGCCGACCUGUUCCACGAGGUCGCCAUCCCCACCAUGCUCAACGUCAUCGACCGCAGCCGCCGCAGCGAGGGCGCCCGGUUCCAGUCCGUCAUCGACCGCAUCGGGGACUGCUGGGGCGGCUGCUGCGACGACUCGGCCACGGCCCACGACGUCAGGUGGACGCGGUGCGGACACCGCCUGAGCUACCUGAACCAGGAGGUCGUCGACGCGCACUACAGCCGCCUGGACGAGCAGACGGCGUGGCUCGCCCAGACCGAGAGGGCGAAAAGCGGGAAAUGAAAGGGCGUUUUUCUUUCCUCUUCUUUCUUCGUUUUGGGGGUUUUUGGAUUUCGGGGUUUGGGAAACGGAGCAUUAGACGGGGCUGAUGUUUGUUUGUUUGAUCAUGUUUCUUCUGGAGGGUUGUAUUAGUAUCCAUCGGUUCUGGGGCGUUGGACCUUUUGGCACAAGUUGCACAUCAUGAUCAGAUGUUGGAGUCGGGUCUUGCCUUUGUCUGACGGUCUUACUCGUGACCAUCAGAUCUUCAUAUUGUUGCCAUGCAACUACAAAGUAUUCUUGCUUGAAAGCUUCUAAAAAGAAUAGAUCCUGGCAAGAGUCCACAAAACACAAGUUAAAUAUCAUGGUG
Molecule: messenger RNA, 3838 nt
Organism: Colletotrichum destructivum
Lineage: Eukaryota; Fungi; Ascomycota; Sordariomycetes; Glomerellales; Glomerellaceae
Product: Putative nucleotide-sugar transporter
Exons: 6
Coding region: 1222-3495 (757 amino acids)
Biological process (GO): pyrimidine nucleotide-sugar transmembrane transport
Cellular component (GO): Golgi membrane
Molecular function (GO): pyrimidine nucleotide-sugar transmembrane transporter activity
Source: RefSeq, a predicted model, not a curated record